Messenger RNA from Hypanus sabinus (Atlantic stingray), 4630 nucleotides. Its product is annotated as testis-specific serine/threonine-protein kinase 3-like. The record is from RefSeq and is a predicted model, not a curated record. Gene Ontology annotation, cellular component: cytoplasm. The coding region runs from base 1 to 813 and encodes 270 amino acids. Gene Ontology annotation, biological process: intracellular signal transduction; microtubule cytoskeleton organization; protein phosphorylation. The transcript has 2 exons. Gene Ontology annotation, molecular function: ATP binding; tau-protein kinase activity; protein serine/threonine kinase activity. Lineage: Eukaryota; Metazoa; Chordata; Chondrichthyes; Myliobatiformes; Dasyatidae.
AUGGACAAGCUGCUCCUGUCUAAAGGAUACCAACUGGGGAACACGAUCGGGGAGGGAACGUACUCCAAAGUCAAGGAAGCUUACAGCAAGCUCCUGCAGACCAAAGUGGCCAUUAAAAUCAUCAACCAGCGGACUGCGCCCAAGGAUUUCAUUCAGAAGUUUCUCCCGCGUGAGUUACAAAUCGUGAAACAUCUGGACCACAAGAACAUUAUUAAAGUCCAUGAGAUCUGUGAGACGGAUGAUGGCCACAUCUAUAUCGUGAUGGAGCUAGCGGAGGGCGGCGACAUUCUUGAACACAUCAGGAGGGAGGGUCCGCUCCCGGAGUCUCUGGCCAAAACCCUGUUCCGCCAGCUGGCCCAGGCUAUCCGCUACUGCCACGACUCCGGCAUCGCACACCGGGAUCUCAAGUGCGAGAACACUCUGCUUGACAAAAGCUUCAACAUAAAGUUGGCCGACUUUGGUUUUGCCAAGUACUUCCGCAGUGGCACGGGUGAGCUCAGUAAGACCUUCUGUGGGAGCACAGCAUACGCAGCGCCAGAGGUUCUGCAGGGGGUCCCGCACGAUAGUGUCAAGAGCGACAUUUGGAGUUUGGGCAUUGUUUUAUACAUCAUCCUCUGCGGGCAUCUACCCUUUGACGACUCCAACAUCCCCAAGAUGUUGUGGCUCCAGCAGAACGGGGUGGUGUUUCCACAGCAGUUGGAACUCAGCCGGGACUGCCGCGACCUAGUGGGGCGGCUGCUGGAGCCCGACUCCAACCUGAGACCUCUGAUCCAAGACGUCUGCUUCCAUCCCUGGUUAGCAGACACCCAAUAAAGGUGCUCUUCACAGUGGUGCUUUACAUUUUUAUAGCAGGUGCAGUGGAGUGUGCACUCUGUGUCCACAGAAGAGGCUGGGACGGCAGGAGCUGCGCCCACUGGCUCUCGCACAAUGCUCACUCCGCCAGUUCCUGGCUCUCACAGAUAAACAUUUAACAAUAUCACCAUCCGCUGGAGUGAAUGAUUUCAUUCAUGGGGGUGCGGGGGUUGGGGAUGGGGGGGUAAGAGGCUGGUGCAGAGGUGGGAGUUCAUGAGACAGCAGAGUUUCCAAUCAGACCCUGGAGAGAGUCAGUGCCGUUUGUAAAUACCCACCAGGAGGUAACCGCAGGGGUUGGAACACGAGUUCCUUGGAAUUAAACACUGUCCAUUGAAGCAUUGGUGGCACCUAUAAUCAGGACAACUCUCUUCUCUGGGAACUUGAGGCACCGAACCCCGGGCAAAGAUCUUCCUAUGGCGUUGGGGGGUGGGGGGGGGGUGAGGUUGGCAGGGUGGCCUGUGAGAGAAAGACUCCACAGAUACACACACACACACUGCACCAACGCUGCUGUUAGUGGGGGUGUCCCAGAAGAAGGCAGCAUCUAUCAUGAAGGACCUCCCCCCCUAUCCUGGACAUGCCUUCUUUGGGGUGGUGGGGAGAGGGAGUGGAGGGUUAAGGUACAGGAACUUGAAGACAUACACAACGAUCCAGAAACAGCUUCUUCCCCCCACAUCGAAUAUCUGAACGGCCCAUGAAUCAUGUAUUCCUUUUUCCAACAUUUAUUUACUUGUUAAUAAACAAUAUGGCUAACACAAGAGGGCACAGUUUCAAGGUGCUUGGAAGUAGGUACAGAGGAGACGUCAGGGGUAAGUUUUUUUUUACACAGAGAGUGGUGAGUACGUGGAAAGGGCUGUCGGCGAUGGUGGUGGAGGCAGGUAUGAUAGGGUCUUUUAAGAGACUUCUGGAUUGGUACAUGGAGCUUAGAAAAAGAGGCCUAUGGGUAACCCAAGGUAAUUUCUAAAGUACGUACAUGUUCGGCACAGCAUUGUGGACCGAAGGGCCUGUAUUGUGCUGUAGUUUUUCUAUGUUUCUAUGUUACAAAUUAUUGUAGAUUUUUAUGUCUCGCACUGUACUGCUGUUGACUCGAUUCUGAUUUGGACACGAACAGCUUGGGCUCCAUCACUAACACUCUCAGUCCUUACAUCCCAUGGCGCACGGCCGAUGGGCGCACAGCUGGACACGGGCCACAUUACCUGGUGAAACUUCCAGAACAGGAAAAAGCUGCAGGGAGGUCACCUCAAGUCAACAGUUUCUGGUGGGUAAGAGGGAGUGAGGGAAUCGAGCGUGAGUGCAUGUAUGGAGGAGGGGGAUGAACAGGGGAGAUGGGGGAUGGACACAAGUGGCUCAAAAGGAACAAAGCCCUGAAGAAUUGGUGGCAAAGGGAAAGCUGACGACAGCUACUUCACAUUGGAAGACCACAGGGUGUGAGAGGAUGGGUUAUGAGAAAGCUCUGAGUGCAAUGAGGAGCACAGGGAUUGAUGGGAAGGGGUGGAGAAGGAAUUUGUGGUGCAAGGAGGGCGGCGAAUUGCAGAUGCUGGUGAGGAAGGCACUGUCAACAGAACAGCUGAUACAGGAGGCACAGGAGUCUGAAACCCGACAAUAAAUAAUUCAGGAACAGCUUCUUCCUCUCCACCAUCAGAUUCCGAAAUGGUCCACAAACUCAGGAACACUACUUCACAAUUUCCUUUUCCACUAGUUACUCUGUAAUUUCUAGUGAUUUCACGUCUUUGUACAGGAUUGCUGCUGCAAAACAGAUUUCAUGUCCUAGAUCAAUAACAAAACAUUUUUUCCACUCAGAACUGAGAAAGAGAGAAAAUAGGUUUGUUUGAGGGAUGGAGCGGACCAGGGAAUAUCUCUGGCUGGGUGAGGCCAGAGCUGCUGUGAGGAUAAUCAUGGAAACAGGACUUUGAUUUUUAUAUUGCUUAAUGUCCUUAAAGCAUUGUAACAAAAUUUGUAUGUUUUGGUUCAGUAUCAGUACAUCACAGGUUGUGAUAGUGUGGGUGGAGGAGCAAAAUAGCAUCCCUACUGCACCCACCAGAUCAGCCUCACAUCCGUCAGUGUCCUGUCAACAAUCACUUUCCUACAGAUAUUUGGAAACUGUUUCAAUAAACCUGUGAGCCUUCAAAAACAAUCUUUAAACUUCACUGAAAAUUUCUUUGCUCAUAAGUACAACCAGAAGUUUAUUAAUCAAAAUACUCAGCAAGUCAGACAGCAUCUGUUAAGAAACAUUCAUGGCACAAGUUAUCUGAAGAAAUGUCCUGCUGUAUAAGUGACUCACAGAUAGCACCUGAUUGUCACAGUAUUCUCUAGCAUUUUCAACUUCUGUUCCCAAUUUACAGUCUGUAUCCAUUGAUUUGUAUUUACCUGUUCAAACUUCAACAGUAUGUCCAGAAACAAUGGUGAUGAUACAUUUCCGUAGCAAAAGUACAUCCAGGAUGUAGCAUAGUGAAUAUACUCAAUGACCACUUUAUUAUAUACCUCCAGUACCUAAUAAAGUAGCCAUGAGUGUAUGUUUGUCAUCUUCUGCUGCUGUAGCCCAUCCAUUCCAAGGUUCUAAAUGUUGUGUGUUCACAGUAGCUCUUCUGCACACCAUUGUUGUAGAGCGUGGUUAUUUGAGUUACUGUCGCCUCGAACCAAUAUGACCUUUCUCCUCUGACCUCUCAUUAACAUGGCGUUUUCGCCCACAGAACUGCCAUUCACCGGAUGUUUUAUUUUGUUUUUGCUACCAUUCUCUGUGAAUUCUAGAAACUGUUGUGUGUGAAAAUCCCAGGUUAUCAGCAGUUCCUGAUAUACUCAUCCACCCCAUCUGGCACCAAUAAUUAUUUCAUGGUCAAAGUCACUUUGAUCACAUUUCUUCUUCAUCCUGAUGUUUGGUCUGAACAACAAAUGAACCUCUUGACCAUGUCUGCCUGCUUUUAUGCACUGAGUUGUUGCCACAUGAUUGGCUGAUUAGAUAUUUCCAUUAACAAGGUGUACAGGUGUACCCAAUAAGUGGCCACUGAGUGCAUAUUGGCUCAAAAGGCAAAAAAAAACUGGGAAUGCUGGGAAUUAAGAUAAAACAAAAAAACUUUGGAAAAUACUCAGCAGCUUCCACGGACACUGAAACAAAGUUGAUGCUUCAGGUCGAAGACUGUUCACCAUCAAUCUGAAACAUUUAAUCUUCCUGCACAACCUGCUAAUAAGUAGCUCCAGUGCUUUGUAUUUCAAACUUUAUCAAAUGCAGAUCUUCACAGUGGACGACUGCAUUUAUAACUUUCUCCACAUCCUAUCACAAAACUCCAGCUUCAAUCUGAAGGUAUAUGGAGUAAAGAGGUUUCCGAUCUUCUUGCCUUACACCCCAGGAAUGGCAGCACACAACAGCUCUGCACCUUCCCGUUACUCUACAACCUCAUGCUCCUACUAGGCUAUGGGUACUGUCUAAUAACCAUCUGGCUGACAUUACAACCAGCUGCAUUUUUAGACAAAUACCACCAACACAGUGACAAUUUCAGUUGGAGUAGGUUCUAAAGUCCCGAUUCAGUCCAGACCAUUUGGAACUUAAGAGUAACAAGUUUGUGUCAACUUCAUUCGCCCAUCACUGAACUAUUCUCACAAUCUAUGCCCUCAAUUUCAAGGACUCUUCAUCUCAUGUGCUCAAUAUCUAUGCUUAUUUAUUAUUGUUGUUUCAUUUUUUUCCUUUUUUGUAUUUUCAGCUUGUUGUCUUUAGUGCACUGUUUUUGUCCUCUGUUCAGUGCAGUCUUUCAUUGAUUCCAUUGUGUUUUUGUCUUUACUGUAAAUG